Molecule: messenger RNA, 1047 nt
Organism: Rotaria sp. Silwood1
Lineage: Eukaryota; Metazoa; Rotifera; Eurotatoria; Philodinida; Philodinidae
Source: the annotation of a GenBank genome assembly
AUGUAUUAUUCAAUAAUUACUCGAUUAGAAGAUUUACCCGUAGAAAUUUUGAUGGCAAUAUUUGUUUAUUUUACACCUGGUGAGAUUUAUUUAUCAUUCUCUCAAUUAAAUAAUCGUCUUAAUUUAAUUCUGAAAUCGUUACCCAACUUGGUCCUUGUAAUACACAAACAUUUAGAUCCUUCUAUUCUUUCUUUCUACUAUUCAUUUAAUAAAAUUCUCGUCAAGUUUCAUGCACAACAUAUGUGUUUUAAUUGUCAAUCCCAUCCUGUAAACGGUGGUAAUCGUUUGUUUGAUAUUUAUCCGACAUGGGAUAACGGAUGGUUUCCUCGAUAUUCUGAUGACAUUGAAAAUAUUAUUCGUCUUGAUAUUUGUUCUCGAUUACAAUCAUUAGUUUUACCAGCUACAUCACCUGAACUAACACAACUCAUAUUUCGUGGUCAAUUUCCUCGUUUAAGAAUCUGUCAUCUUGGUAGAUGCAAACCAAUCAUUUUUCCAUUAACAAUGACUAUUCAACAGUUAAAUUUUCGUCAAUUAACCAUACGAAAACAGAAUGGCCAUGAAUUAGAAAGAAUUUUAUUGACUUGUUCUUCUUUAGUGUAUCUUGAUUUUUCAUGUGAUGAUAUUAUUUUCCCAUUUGUUAUCAGAAACCGUUGUUUUCCAUUUAUGAAAUAUCUUCGCCUUGGUCGAGUUCGAAAAUUUUUUUUUCACAAUGGAGAAUUCGAUUUUCUUCUCUCAAUCUUUCCAAAUCUUUCACAAUUUCAUUUAACUGUUGAUCAAUGUCGUGAAAAUAUUGAAAUUAUUCAAUUUAGAGAAAUUGCACAUUAUUUAAGUCAUCGAUGUCCAUUACUGAAAAUAUUAUUUUUAUGUAUUUAUAUGAAAGGACAUAGAUGUUGGUCUUCUUCUAUCGGUAGUUUCAGGAAAAUUACCGAGAUGCAUUCUCUUUUCAAUUAUGUCGAUAGAUGUGAAACGCGUCUAAUAAUAUCUUCACAUGGUUUUAUUCAUCAUCAAGUUUACUCGUAUCGAUAUGCUCGUCCUUCAUGCAUAUGA